Messenger RNA from Ochotona princeps (American pika), 351 nucleotides. RefSeq names its product transcription and mRNA export factor ENY2-like. Gene Ontology annotation, biological process: positive regulation of DNA-templated transcription; regulation of transcription by RNA polymerase II; poly(A)+ mRNA export from nucleus. The record is from RefSeq and is a predicted model, not a curated record. The annotation marks the transcript as partial. The transcript has a single exon. Gene Ontology annotation, molecular function: chromatin binding; transcription coactivator activity. Gene Ontology annotation, cellular component: nuclear pore; SAGA complex; DUBm complex. Lineage: Eukaryota; Metazoa; Chordata; Mammalia; Lagomorpha; Ochotonidae.
AAAGAUGCGCAGAUGAAAGCAGCGAUCAACCAAAAGUUGAUAGAAACUGGAAAACGAGAACGCCUCAAAGAGUUCCUGCGAGCUAAAUUAACUGCAUGUGCCUGGAAGGAUCAGCUGAAGGCUCCCUGUAAAGAGGUAAUUAAAGAAAAAGGACUAGAACAGGUUACUGUUGAUGACUUGGUGACUGAAAUUACUCCAAAAGGCAGAGACCUGGUACCUGACAGUGUAAAGAAGGAGCUUCUACAGAGAAUAAGAACAUUCCUUGCUCAGCAUGCCAGCCUUUAAGAUUGAAUUAGAUUGUGUUCUGUGAUUUUAUUUCUGAAAGUGAAAUUUGCCAUAAAUUAGCGGUCA